CGUGUGUCUUAUUCUACGGUUUUUGUGCUGUGGCUCUAAGAGGCUGACUGUUGGAGAGUGCUGAUUAUUAUAAGUGCAGAGGAGUUAUCUGGUGGCUAAGUCAUAUCUGAAGGCAUAUUGGAGUGUCUCGGUGAUCAACAUGAGUACUGCUACACCGAGGAAAAGACGAACAUCAUCUGCUACAUGUUCCCGCCGUGGAAACAGCAAGAGGAGCCGGACCCAGAUGUCUCAAACCGCGAUGGAGACCAUUGAUGUGCUGGAAAGUGACAGAACUAACAGUGAAGAUGUGGUAGAUUUAACAUGCGAAGGGUCUGAACCUGCGGUUGUUGACCUCACCAAUAAUGAUUCUAUAGUGGUUGUGGAAGAUGGUGUGCAAAGCCGACGUGGACAGGGCACAGAGAGUUAUGUACUGAGCAGUGACGACGAGGAAGAGUCCAGUCUUCGACUCAGUCCAGGCUUACUGUCCUCUCUACAUGCCAGUUCGCGAGCCAGGUCUACACCAGGGGCUGUUAGCUGUCCUGUUUGUAUGGAUGCUUAUUCAGAGAUCAUCGACAGUGGUCGGCUCAUGGUCUCCACAAAGUGCGGCCACCUUUUCUGCAGUCAGUGCAUCCGCGACUCUCUCAACAGAGCUCACAGCUGCCCUACAUGUAGAAAGAAACUCACACACAAACAGUAUCACCCAAUAUAUAUCUAAUGGUAAAAACUCGUCCGUGUGCAUCUCUCAGAGUACGCUCUCAUGAAACUUCACAGCUCCAUAUUUUCACUGGCUGUUUGAUAUUUUACACAUCAAUGCCGAGAUGAUAUUAGGCAUUAUUUUGACUUGUGGGAUUCUGUUGGAACUAAAAGGGCACUUAGUCCAGAAUUUAGUAUUUUUAAAUUGUG
This is a messenger RNA of Sinocyclocheilus grahami, 882 nucleotides long. It is a transcript of the gene rnf4, whose product is annotated as ring finger protein 4. The record is from RefSeq and is a predicted model, not a curated record. Gene Ontology annotation, molecular function: zinc ion binding; transcription factor binding. Gene Ontology annotation, biological process: positive regulation of transcription by RNA polymerase II. NCBI's taxonomy places the organism in Eukaryota, Metazoa, Chordata, Actinopteri, Cypriniformes, Cyprinidae. The transcript has 8 exons. Bases 140 to 694 code for a protein of 184 amino acids.